AUGUGCAGCGUGUUUUUCGAGGUUGUAGAGCCUCUUGACCAUGCCACUUUCCUGAGCGUGUGCGACGAAGUGCUUCGAGACAGCCUCCUCGUGCUGGCUCCCUUUGGACUGCCCAGACACCUCCGCGAGGCCCUCGGCAGCGAGAAGGAGUUCAUCCGACUGUACGGCCCGAGGUUCAGGUUUAUAUUGGAGGCCGUAUCAGAUGUCACGUAUAAGGAGCGGGGUGUCACCGAGAGCCAGGUUGCGGUCACCCUGCACAAGCUUACGGAAGAAGAGCAGAACCCAGAAGCGAUGGCCUACCUGGCCAGGAUGGGCGACUCCCUCCGGGAAAUCUACUCGCCCGCCCGCAUCCUCGAGCUCCCGACGCGAGCACCCACCUCGACGGCCGACCUGGCCACGAUCGGUUCGAGCCUCCUAGGGGCGGGCGCGGUCUACACGCCGGGGCCGCAGCAAGCGGGUCGUCGCGGGGGAAGAGGAGGAGGGGCACCUCUUUGCGACGGCACGCCACGGCAGCCAAGCCGCGCGGGGCACGCAGGGCGGUGCUCCUCCUCUCCGGCGGGGGACGGUGACUCUUCUUGCGCCGGCGAGAAUAACAAGUGCAGCACCGCCGGUCGGGCAGAAGGCGGCGGCGGCGGCGGCGGCGGCGGCGACAGCCGCGCCGACAAGGGGGAGACAGACCACGACAAGGUGCAGCGCGAGAGGGUGGCGUCCUGCUUGUCGGCGUUGCGCGGCUGUCGGGAGGAGCUUGAAGUGUUCUCCGAUGAGCUCGAACAGGCGCACAUCCAGGCCCUCACGGAAGCGUUUGCGGGGAGAUACAGUGGGGCGGCACCCCCCGGCGACAGCGCUGGCGGCAGCAGCAGCUCGUCACAAGAGCUGAAAAGUCGUCGUUCGGACGUGGCGGCGCUGGACGAGUUCGCGGCGGUGCCCUUCUUGGACCACGAGCUGUUCAUGCUAGUGCGGGCGAUAGAGGAGGAGCGACUCGGGGAAGAAAAGGGGGCGGGGAAAGAAAAAGAGUCCGCCAGCGGCGGCGGCAGCAGCAGCAGCAGCGCUACGGGCGCGUGUUCCGAGUCUCCGACGGCAGCAGACGGCGACGGCGACACGAGUCUGUGUGAGAGGCCCGCGGCGUGCCUCGAGUUCCUCCUCACGUCUCAAGCGGUCCGGGUGCGCGCGGACGAGAGCAUGGAGAGGGGGCUAGACAAGGAGGCAGCCGCGUCUUUGAAAGAGGCGAACAUCCUUAUGGAGGCAUUCUUGGAGGAGGGACAACGCCUUCCGAGGCCCAGUAGGCACCUAGCCGAGCUUCGAGCCGGCCUAGCCAAGUGUGAGAUGCGCGGCGGAGACUUGGAGGCCGCUAUCGCCCACGCGGAGGCAGCCCUGGCGGAACACCCCGCUUGCGGAGAGGCGUUCUUGAUCAGGGGACAGUGCCGUCGAGAGCUGGGCGACAACGGGGGAGCGCUGAGAGACCUGGUGAACGCCUUCGUUCUCCAGGGGAACGCCUUGAACAACGCCGGGGACGGGUCGGAAGCCCAGGCCAUAGAAGACGUCUCGCGGGAGAGCUGCAGGGCGAGGGCAGGGGAAGAGUUUUCACAGCGGGCGGCCCCCAAUGCUCUGCCGGCUGACUGGGUCGUGCGGAGCUUUCUGACGUCUUACGACACUAAGGGCUUGUACGAGGAGCACGACGCCGUGUUUAGGCUACACGGUGAAGACCCCGUGGCGGCAGCGGCGGCAGCGGAAGGAGAUGAGGGAGGGCAGGCAGCAGCGGUGACAGAGUUCUGGCAGGGGCUAAGCCUGGUCCGGGAGGGGAAGUACGCGGAGAGCAUCGCCAAGUUUUCCUCUUCCGUUUCUGCUUUUUCGUCUUCUGCCCCUGUUGCGGUUCUGGGGGAGGGGACGGGGGCGGGGGACACGACCAGGAUCCAAUCUCUGGCACUAGAGUACUGUGGGUCAUUUUUGUACCUCAUGGGGGAUAUGAACACGGCUCUGGAACAUCUCAGACUUGCGGGUGAGGUGGACGAAACGAACGCGAAGAGCUGGGUCAAGCGAGGGAGCGUGUUGAGCGAUCUAGGUCGUCGUGAAGAGGCGUUUGAGUGCUUCGAUGCAGCAGCGGCGAUCGCCCCUCGAGAUUCAGACCUCUUCCUCCACCGCGGGCAGGGGCACCUGCUGGCGAACGACUUCAGGAAGGCAACCGCGGACCUGAGGAGGAGCGUGGAGCUUUGCCCGACGAUGCCGAUCUCGCGGGCGGCGUGGGGGGUGGCCUUGUUCAAGCUGGCUACGGCGGCCGAACUGCCAUCUCCGUCAUCCCUGUCGAAAUGCGUGCAAGUGCUGGAAGAAUCUCGAGAGCUUUUUCCGGAGAACCCGGAGGUGCUCUUCUUCUUUGCCGAGGUUCUCAUUAGCAUGGGCGACUUCAAGAAGGGGCUGGAGUUCCUUCAAACGGCGGCGUCGCUGGACCCCGAAUGCCCGGUUCCGUACGUGAACGCGGCGAGGGCGUACCUGGGCAUGAACGACACGAAGGCUGCCCGCAGGCAAGUAGUGGCCGUCGUGCAGCAAGGAUAUGAUUUUUUUUUAGAUGGUCAUGCUGUCUGUCCAGCAACAGGUUGCUGCGCUUCCGAGAAUUUGUCUGUGAUUGGUAGGCGUAUGCGUUUCAUACUUCGUUCCAUGUUGAUGCCAAUGUGUGUGUUGUUGGGCACCGUCAAAAGUUUGUUCCUCUUUCAUAGCUUUGUAGGAAUAUGUUCUCGCUUUUCCCUUGCUGCUACAACGUGGUGCAUGGUGCAACUGUUCUGGGAUAUUCGACCAAUUGUGCGGGGUCGGCUUUGUCUGUGGAGCAACAGGUUGCUGCGCUUCCGAGAUUUUGUCUGUGAUCGGUAGACGCAUGUACUUCAUACGCUCCAUGUUGAUGCCGUGUGUGUUUAGUUUUGCACCGUCAAAUUUUGUUCCUCUUGCAUAUCUUUGUAGAAAUAGGUUCUCGCGUUUCGCUUGCUGCUACAACGUGGUGCAACUGUUCUGGCAUCAUCGAAUUGUGCGGGGGCGGCUUUCGGCCAGCUUCAGCAGUUCUGAAAACGAUUCAAGCCACAGCGAGUGCCGGUUCGAAUAGGCCGAUCAGACACAGCCGUAGAACGAACCGUGAUGAAGGGGACCUUGCUUGUAUCGUAUUGCGCCCAAAUCGGACCAAUUACUGUCCAACAGGCCGUUUCAGGAUGGUCACGCCCAAUGUUAUUUUUUGCGUCAUUGCCGAGUAUUGGUGGUUGUUGUUGUCAUGUUGUGGAAUUUGCAUUGCCCAUGGACUCUCGGCGAUUGUGUGUUGCGCGCCACCUCUGCUUGGAUGGGUCGAGAUGGCUUGACUGCCCACCUUUCGACACGAACCUUGUGCUGCUGGGUGUUGU
Molecule: messenger RNA, 3374 nt
Organism: Ectocarpus siliculosus
Lineage: Eukaryota; Phaeophyceae; Ectocarpales; Ectocarpaceae
Source: the annotation of a GenBank genome assembly